AUGAGAGCGCUCAGAGCUCUCUGCCCAUGCUUGGGUUCCCAGUCCAGACCUGCGCGUUCUGAGGACGGAGGCAGGGCGACGGGGACCGUCCCCGCGACCAUCACUACCUUUGUGGCCGUCGGGACUUCUCUGCUAAAGCGGCUGCAAGACCAUGAGGGUGACCGAGUGGAGACAUAUCGGGAGCUGGAGAGCGUCUUGCAAGGAGAUGCCGGCUGUUUGACGAGCGGUGUCGUGAACCGCCUGAUAGCAGAGGCGUCCAGGGACAUGCGAGCAGCCCAGGGUGUGACGGGUGACGUGAAGACGGCUGCUAGUGACGUCCUGGUGGCUCUGGCCCGCUCCCACUUCCACUUUGUCAUGUCCGAGCUCCAGAGCCACCUGAAGGCCAUGGGGAAGGUCCCUGAUGAGGUUGUGCUCCUCACCUUGGGCAAAAUGGCCCGCAGCUACGCCCUGCGGUGCAUCCCCUUCGUGGGAAUGACGCUGCUCGCCCUGCGCGCCAUGCUGACGGUGAGGAGCGGCCGGAUCCUGCGUGCCGUCUGCACUGUUCUGGAGCAAUGGUCAAAAGGAGUCAAUACGUACUUCUGCAACCGGGAGCAAUGCCCCUUCCCUCGCAAGGGGGUAGCACAGUUCUGUGAAGCCAUUUACCCGGUCUUCCGCUAUGCAGUGGUAAAUUGGCUGGAGUGCAAGGAGGAAGAGGACAAGCAGGCUGUCCUGGGGGCGGUGGCUGCCAUGAUGGGGGUCCUUCUGCAUGAGGAGCAGCACCGAGAGCAUGCCUGGGAGCAGCUCCUCUGGCUCGUGCACCAGUAUCAGGAGGUCCGAGACACUUCCCGGGUCACCAAGAGUCUCAGCUAUGUCCUGGAGAUGCUGGAGGGUGUUCAGACCCCAAUCCCAAAGGGCAUGGCUCUCGCCAUCAGCACCGCUGUGCACCGCCAGCUCUCUGACGUGACCAAGGAGCCUGGCCCGGCCCAUAAGGCAGUGCUGUCCCACUGCAUGGUGCUGCAGGCACGAAGCUGCCCCGAAGAGGCAGUUGUGUUUCUGCACUGCCAGCUGAGCGGUGGGAGCGAGGCAGGUCGCGUGGCAGCCCUGGGCCUGCUGGGAGCGCUGGCCCACUCUGACGCACCUGCGAUGAGAGAGAAGCUGCCCCAGGUGGUGGAGGCCGUGCGCUCAGUGUGCAACGACCCCAGUGCCCAGGUGCGGAGGGCAGUUCUGGAGUUCAUCAGGGAGCUGCUCAGCUCCGGCUCCCAGAGCUGCUGGGCAUGGGAUGUGGUGGGGCACAUCUUCACGGAGUUCAGCCGGGCCUCGGGCAGACUGGUGGCAGGAGGCCUUUUUGCCUGGGAAACCCAGGAGGAUGGAGCUCUUCGAGCCCUGUGCGUGGACAUCCUGGGCUCGCUGGAUGUCUCUCGGAGGGGGAUGACCAAACUCCUGUGGCCGAGGCUGCUGCAGUAUGUGCUGCCAGCCCAGUACAGUGGCAUGCUGAUCCCGCUCUCCCGCUGUCUCCGAGCCCUGGUUGAGAGACGGGAGAAAGCCGGGUGCAAGGAAGGAGAGGAGGAGCCUGAUGCCAUGGACUCCCAGAAGCAAGCCUGCCUGCCGGCUCCCCAGGCCCUGUUGGCUCGACUGCUGGUGGUGGCGGCGGCUCCUUACACGAGUGGCGAACGCGCAGUCGCUGCCUUGCAGCUGCUGCAGGCCCUCCACGGCAGGGUCCACAGAGCUUUGGGGGCAGCAUGGGCGACCGAGGUCCCCCUCCUGCUGCAGUACCUGGAAGGAAAAACUGAGAGCUCCCUGGACUCUGCCGAGUGGGAACACCGUGUACUUAAGUUCCUGCAAGCGUCACUGGAGCCCAUCGAGGACAAGGCCUGGACCCUAGGCCUGAGCCAGGAGCUGAGCCAGCAGCUGGGCAGCUCUGCUGCCGGCUCCUGGGAGAAGUUUUUCCUCUACAAGGCUCUUGGGACGACGCUGGCAGCUUGUCGGGACCUCAGACACGUCCAAGGGCAGGUGCUGAGGUUCCUCCAGGAGACAAACCCUGUGGAGCUGUCGGAGGCCCAGGGAAUGAUUUCUGUUGUGUCCCACGCUGCCGAGAGACACUUCCACCUGGUCUUGGACACGAUGACUAUGUUCUCUGCUGCCUUCACCAGAGGCUGGUUCUAUCAGACUUCCAUGGGAUGGAAGGUACAGCGGCGGCAGAAGACAGAGAGAGACCAGGCCAUUCGCGCUGCUCUCAUGCGCACCUACAGCGGCAUUGCGCUGCAUGCCCCCAAGGAGCAGCUGCUGACCCGUGUGGAUAAAGAAAUCAUGGGCAACAUCCUGCGGCUCUCCAGAGCCAAACAGAGGGACUUGCACCUCAAGCUCGCCCUGGUGCAGAGCAUCACCGAGGUCAGCUGUGCCAUCCAGGCUGUGGGCGACUGCGGCAGCUUUGAGCUCUCCUUAAAGCAGGAGGCGACGCGGACCCUGCUGGACUGGAUAAAGGGGGAGCCCUGGGACUCCCUGGUGUAUGGAGUGUUUCACGCCCUGGAGAAGUUGAGCAAGCUGAGGCCACCUCUGAGCAGGGAGGAAAACCGCAAGCUGCUGGCAGUGUGCUGCCAGAGUGUCUUGUCCUAUCCUUCCGAGGAGCGGAUGAAAAAGGGAAGGAAGACAGUGAGGGCAGCUGUGAACAUGCAGCUUCUGCACAGAAGAGGCAUGGAAGAUCUGGGCCAGCUCACAGAAAGCCUUCUGGAGGCAGAGGCGACCUGCUUUGACGACGUGGUCCACGUCCUGAAGGGCUGGCUCACCUCAGCCAAAGAAUGGGAGCGGGAGAGAGCCCUGCGGGUUUGCGCCCAUGUGCUGGGCGCUUGCAAGGAGCGAUUUGAGCUCACGAGAGGAUGUCCUUGCAAGCAGUUUGGCUUCCUGGUGGGACUGCUGGGGUCUCUGACCAGCGACUGCCUGGCCACGUCCCAGCAGAGGGCAUGGCUCUGCCUUGGCUACCUUCUCCAAAUGCAAGCCAAGACCAUGAAGGUGGUGCCUCAGGCACAUGAGAUCAGGUGCCUUUGUGAGGAGCUGAACAGCCCAGACACCGAGACUCUGCUGGAGACAGGCACCAAAAUAGCAAAGAGCGAGCUGUCCAGGACAGCUGUUGUGAGCAAGUAG
Messenger RNA from Gymnogyps californianus (California condor), 3117 nucleotides. RefSeq names its product maestro heat-like repeat-containing protein family member 2B. The record is from RefSeq and is a predicted model, not a curated record. NCBI's taxonomy places the organism in Eukaryota, Metazoa, Chordata, Aves, Accipitriformes, Cathartidae. Gene Ontology annotation, cellular component: cytoplasm.